AUGGGUCGGGCGCCUUGCUGUGAGAAGAUUGGGUUGAAGAAAGGGAAGUGGUCUGCUGAGGAAGACGAAACCCUACGAUUGUACAUUCAAGCCAAUGGCCACGGCUCUUGGAGAUCACUGCCAAAGAAUGCAGGGCUGCUUCGUUGUGGAAAGAGUUGCCGAUUGAGAUGGAUAAAUUAUUUGAGAUCCGACUUAAAAAGAGGACAAUUUUCCGAAGAAGAGGAUCAAAUCAUUCUCAACUUGCAUGCUACUUUAGGCAACAAAUGGUCUGAAAUUGCGACAAAGUUGCCGGGUAGAACUGAUAAUGAAAUAAAGAAUUAUUGGAACUCUCAUCUGAGUAGAAAAUUUCAUAGACAAGUACUAGUGCCGCCGCCAUUAAUGGAUCCUGCUGCAGACCAGGCCCAGAAAAGGCGACGAGGGCGAGUUAGUCGGGCCGCCAUGAAGAAGAAUAACUUCAACUUGGUCAGAAGGCCGCCGCCGCCGCAGAAAUUAGCUGAUGAGAGCUGGCUGCAAAUGGUUAAAGAUGAUAUUAAUGAUCAUUUGAAUUGUGAAAUGUUGACAAUGGAGAUUCAGCAGUCACUGCCAAUUAGUACUAGUACUACUCGGCCUGGCCAUUUUCAGAAGUCAUCGAUACCUGAAAUGGCGCCUGAGAUAGGGGGAGAAGAUCAAGGAUCAAAUCAUCAUCCAAAUAAUUAUAAUAUUAAUUACCCUUCAUUACCAGAGGAAGUGGACACUGAUUUUUUAAUUAAUUGUUUGGAACAAGAUGAUGAUGAUUAUUGGAAUAACUUUAAUUGGUCAGCUGGAGAUCAAUUUGAAGAGAAGGAAGAUGAUGAUCAUACAUUAUUCAGUUGGCUAUGGGACACUACUACUACUGAUCAUCUUCUUCAUGAUGCAUGA
Messenger RNA from Impatiens glandulifera, 897 nucleotides. Its product is annotated as MYB-like transcription factor 4. The record is from RefSeq and is a predicted model, not a curated record. The transcript has 4 exons. Bases 1 to 897 code for a protein of 298 amino acids. NCBI's taxonomy places the organism in Eukaryota, Viridiplantae, Streptophyta, Magnoliopsida, Ericales, Balsaminaceae.